This is a messenger RNA of Cuscuta campestris, 1094 nucleotides long. The record is from the annotation of a GenBank genome assembly. Lineage: Eukaryota; Viridiplantae; Streptophyta; Magnoliopsida; Solanales; Convolvulaceae.
CAAAUUUCACUCUUUCCAUCACUUUUUCGUAAGAAACGCUAUCAUGGCCGGAGGAAAGUCCAAAAGCAAGGCAUCCGAGAAGAAGACCGCCGCCGAGGCCACAAGCUCUGCGCCUCAACCCUUCCCGUACCUGGACGGAUCCUUCUUGGAGUUCGGGUCGGAAGAAGAACUCACACGCUUCAUCACCUACUUCGCCAAACGCCCGAUCUCUCCGCCCCGCGUGCUCCCGGAGCUGUACCCUCAACAAAAGGGCGGCGCACCGACGAUUCACUCGGCCCCACCGGAGAAGCGCCUCCUCCUCUACAUCAUCACCCGGAUUCUUCGCCCUCGGGACAGUAGCCACACCAGUCUCUCCAACAAAGAUCUCAGGGUAGUGCACGCUAUCAUCCAUGGCGCCUCGAUCAAUUGGGCAAAAUACGUCAUGAUUCACAUGACGGAUUGCGCCUCAAUCGCCACCGAAAGGAGCUUGCCAUACGCCUUCCUUGUCAUGGACCUCAUCGUCUCCGCCGACAUCCACAUCGCCGGGCCGGACACGAAGAUGACGAAGCUGUGGCUCAUCCAAGACAGCACCUUCCGGAAGAAGUCCGGUGACCAAACAGGCGCUGGACCGAGUCGGGCCCGUGCACCUCCCCCUGCCCAUGCCCCCGCUCCCGCUCGGGCCUCACUGCAGUCCAUAGCCGAUACACUGAAUCGGCUAACCGUCACCGUGGAUGGCAUGGGCCAGUACCUGGAGAGGAUGGACUCGUCGAUACAACGCCAAGGCCACGACAUGAGGGCGUACUUCCGCGGCAUCAACUACGUCCUGCCGCCCUUUGACAGCACCUUCCUCGGCCAAAACUAUGAAGGCGAGGACGAGGACGACAACUCCUAUGCUCCGUCCUCCUCCCCCGACGAGGCCGACUUUGAGGACGCGGUCGACGGGGAUCCUAUGGACGUCGAGGACGACGAAGAAGACGAUGACACCGAGGAUGAGGACGCCGCUGCCUAGACUCUCCCUUCUUUUCCUUUCCUACUAUGAUUUUUUUUCUUUAAAAUUUCCAUUCCGUUGUAUUCUGCAUCUCCCUUUUCUUAAGCAAUAAAAGUAAACUUUCAAG